AUGGCGGCUCCUUCUGACACUACGGCCCUGGACAGCCUUCACAUCCGUUUGGGUCUAGACCAGGACCCCCAUCGCAUGGCAACGGCUAUUGUGGCAGCAAUGACGGACCACGCACAAACCGUGCAACGAGUCCCUACCCCCUGCACCUUAGCGGGACCCACGUCGGCUGCCUGCAUCAGCCUCCUGAAGGGCACGGUCGGCAAGACAGUGGGAAGAGGCCACACGAGCACAGUCCACCUGUCUCAUGAGGACCCCAACUUUGUCAUCAAACAGGUCAAGGUGGAGCACGAGGCAGACUUUCGGAAAGAAUUGCAUCGUGUUACCAGACUUCCGCCUCUCUCCGUGAUCAACACCAUCUACGCGGCAGACGGCCCGAGGGCACUCAUGCCGCGCCUUUGGUCAGCUCCCCGCCCUCUCACCGGGGACACAGUCCAGCGACUCAAAUUUGACAUCGCGGCUGCACUGCAGAUGCUGCAUUCAGCCCAAAUCGUUCAUGGGGACGUGCGCGCGGACAACAUCAUGGUCCGGCACCAACCGGCCAGUUUCGUACUGAUUGACUAUGGCGGCUGCUCGGGCGAGGCCAUCUACCCCUUGAAUAAUGGCUACGGCGCCAAGGGAUAUGGAGGCGAUCUACAUCGUCCACCAACCCUAGAAGCUCCACCCGCCCCGGUCCGGACGGCGCAUGGGGAUUUCUACCGGCUGAGCCAAACGAUCCUCAAACAGUUCCUGUCGGAUGAGGAGCCUACCAAACGACGCAAGGGCAGCGGAGUCAAUGACGGAGUCAGCAGAGGAAUUCCUAGCCACAUGAAGCGCGAAUUGCAACUGUGGCUGGAGCGGGACCAAUGGCCACAGCCCAUCUAUCCCAACUCCCCCUUCCCUGCUGGCUCCUGGACGGACUCUGCCUUCAACCCCGCGCUCCGGACAGAUACCGCCACCUUUGCCAGAUCAGACGACAAGUUUGGCAACAACAACGGCUCACUGGUUCCGGAAAAGUCCGAUCCGUCAGAUCUCUCACCUGGCCUUGGCUCCUGGGAAAAGUCUGCUGUUUGGGCCAAGUUCUACCUUUCUACGGAAUUGAGGACAUGUGGCCGCCAUCUCCGGUAUGUAUACCAAGAGAUCUUUCCCUGGGAAUCCUACUCCAACCAGGAUGGCUACUUGGUGCUGGACAAGCCCCCUCCUCCGCCUCCGAACAAGCCAAUCGAGCCGAAGGAAGAGGCGGUGUCACUGACAACCCCAGCAUCCCACAGCGGGGGCAAGGCCCACUCUGCUCUGAUGCAGGCAUCGCCUGCAUCUCCCACCUCUCCUGUGAACCGACCCGCCAUGGAAGCUGUCCCAGCUGCCAAAGGGUCAGCGAAUCCGCAGCGGGAGCCCCCACGUGCUGCUACCGAGCUGCCAGGUAUCUGGGGAGAACCUCCCGCCCGCCCUGCGGAGGACCCAGACCCCUCGCAGACAAUUUCUGCCCAACGCCAGCCCCCGCCCCAGCCCAUGCAGGCUACCUUUGACCCACCGGAAUCAGCGCCUCCUUUUAACAUAGUCAUGAAGGAAGCUCAGGUCUACGACCCGAACGCCAGAUUCCGAGCGAUGGCAGCCUCAGGAGGCAGCGAUGUCCCCUUCGACACCAAGGGCCACAUGCUCCAGUCUGGCGAUGCCUUUGUGGCUCGAGAUCUCGCAAGGACUCCCAAACCAGGAUCUCGCAAAAACACCAUCGAGGAUUGGUCUCGAAGCCUUCACACUGCCGCGGACUUGCUGCGUGGAGUCGCGGGGGAUAUGCAGGCCUACCCAGAUCGCUUCCUGGAAGAGUGCCCCUUCCCGAGACCCCCACCGCCCUAA
This is a messenger RNA of Symbiodinium sp. CCMP2592, 1830 nucleotides long. NCBI's taxonomy places the organism in Eukaryota, Dinophyceae, Suessiales, Symbiodiniaceae. The record is from the annotation of a GenBank genome assembly.